Eimeria acervulina is the source of this 3561-nucleotide messenger RNA. Its product is annotated as isoleucine-tRNA synthetase, putative. Gene Ontology annotation, biological process: isoleucyl-tRNA aminoacylation. The transcript has 27 exons. The record is from RefSeq and is a predicted model, not a curated record. Lineage: Eukaryota; Apicomplexa; Conoidasida; Eucoccidiorida; Eimeriidae. Gene Ontology annotation, molecular function: aminoacyl-tRNA deacylase activity; ATP binding; tRNA binding. Bases 1 to 3561 code for a protein of 1186 amino acids.
AUGACAAUACAACAGUGCAGCUGCCGGCUCCUUGAAGACCACAAGACCGCCAAUGCAGCACGGCCUCUCUCCAUAGCGUUAUCCAAGUACCGCAGUUACAGCAGCAGGCUGCAACAGCAGCAGCAGCAGCAACAGCAACAACAGCAACAGCAACGGCAACAACGGCUGCGAAGGCAGCAGCAGCAACAGCAGCAGUCGCAACAGCAGCAACCACCGCAACAACAGCAACAACAGCUGCAACAGCAGCAGCAGCAGCAGCAGCAGCAAGUGUUUGUACAUAGUAAAGGAGACAAAAUGGUUGCUGCAGAUAUUGGAGAAGGAAAUGCAGCAGCAGAGAGCCUCACCUUUCAGCCAUUGGAUGAGCGUUUGGAUAUAGCGAAGCAAGAAGAAGAGAUAUUAAUCAAGUGGCGAACAGAAAAUACGUUUUAUAAGUCGCUGACUUUAUCGCAAAACAACAAAAAAUUUUCGUUCUAUGACGGACCCCCCUUCGCUACAGGGCUGCCUCACUACGGACAUAUUCUCGCGGGCACCAUCAAGGAUGUGGUGUGUCGUUUUGCGCACCAGCGAGGGUUUUACGUAGAACGACGAUUUGGCUGGGAUUGCCACGGGCUGCCGAUUGAAUUUGAAAUCGACAAAACUUUAAAAAUAAACACAAAGCAGCAAGUGCUGCAGUCAAUUGUGCUGCGGUAUUCAGCAGAAUGGGAAAGAAUCGUCGAGCGUACGGGGCGGUGGAUUGACUUCAAAGGCGGUUAUAAAACUAUGGAUAAGAACUUCAUGGAGAGUGUUUGGUGGGUGUUUAAGAAGUUGUAUGAACAAGGACGCGUUUAUAGAGCUUUUAAGGUGAUGCCUUUCUCUACUGCAUGUGGCACUCCUUUAUCAAACUUCGAAGCAAAUCAAAAUUACAAAGACGUCAGCGACCCCUGUCUUAUUGUCGCAUUCAAGUGUACAGACAACUCGUUCUUAGGAGACUCUGUUGAAUUUACUAUCUGGACAACCACACCCUGGACACUGCCCGCUAACUUGGCGCUGUGCGUACACCCCACGAUGGUCUAUGUGAAGGCUUUCAUCAAACCCAGCAAGCGCACUCUCGUCUUCUUGAAGGAGCGCCUCGAGUGGAUGUGCAAACAUGCAAGUCUUAAGGGUUUAGGGUUUAGGCUCAAGGUGGAAGUCUCGGAUGUUGAAAUUCUGUCCGAAUUUCCGGGGGAGAAACUGCGCGAUCUGUCUUACACCCCUGUCUUUGACUACUUCGCCUCCGGCUUCCCCUCUGCUUUUAGGGUUUGCGUAGACACCUUUGUUACGUCGGAAUCUGGUACUGGUAUUGUACACUGCGCUCCUGCCUUCGGAGAGGAUGACUAUCGCGUGUGCAUUGCAAACAAGAUAAUAGAAGUUGGGGGUCCUUUGGCUUGUACAAUAGACGACAGCGGACAUAUACUUUCGAGUGUAUCUUUGGGUAAAGGUUUAUAUUUUAAGGACAGCAAUAAACUUGUUGCUGAAGAAUUGAAGAAAGAAGGGAGACUAUUAAGCUCGUGGAGUAUAGUGCAUUCAUAUCCUUUCUGCUGGAGAUCAGACACCCCAUUAGUAUAUAAAGCAGUAGCUUCUUGGUUUCUUAAAGUAGAGGACAUGCGGCAGCAGCUGCAGCGCAGCAGCAGCAGCAGCAAGUGGGUGCCUCAGUCGUUACAAGAUAAAAGAUUUAAUAACUGGCUAGCAGAAGCAAAAGAUUGGUGCAUCAGCAGAAACAGAUUCUGGGGGACGCCGCUCCCUCUUUGGGUUAGCGAAGACUUCCAGCAAAUCGUCUGCAUAGGAAGUGUAGCAGAGCUGGAGGAGAAGUCCGGUUGUCAUGUGGAGGAUUUACACCGCGACGCCAUCGACGAUAUUACAAUUGCAGACCCAAGAGGACCAGAGUUUCCUCCUCUUAGAAGAGUUGAAGAAGUCUUUGACUGUUGGUUUGAAAGCGGAUCGAUGCCGUAUGCACAGCUGCACUAUCCCUUCGAAAACAAAGAGAGAUUUGAAGAGACAUUCCCUGCAGAUUUCGUUGCUGAGGGUUUGGAUCAAACUCGCGGUUGGUUUUAUACGAUGUUAGUAAUAUCGACAGCUUUAUUCAACAAACCCCCCUUCAAGAACCUCAUUGCAAACGGUUUAGUAUUAGCUGCUGAUGGACGUAAGAUGAGCAAACGGCUGCAGAAUUAUCCAGCCAUUGAAGAAGUUGUAAACGCAUUUGGUGCAGAUCCUCUUCGGCUGUAUUUGCUUAACUCUCCUGUUGUUAAAGGAGAGACUCUAAACUUUAAACAAGAAGGAGUUAAAGAUAUUAUUAAAGAUGUGCUGCUGCCCUGGUAUCAUGCCACAAGGUUCUUUAUUCAAGAAGUGAUUAGAUAUGAGUCAAAGACAAAAAGAAAGUUUGAAGUUGCGACGGAAGAAGCAGAGAAAAACAGAAAAAAUUGCAUGGAUAGGUGGAUCCUCUCUGAGACCCAGCGCACUGUAAAGUUCGUGAAGGAGGAGAUUGAAGCCUACCGUCUGUACACCCUGGUGCCUCAACUCCUUUCCUUCCUUGAGCUCCUCACUAACUGGUAUUUGCGUUUAAAUAGAGAUCGUAUGAGAGGAGCUGCAGGCCCAGAAGAAACUCUAGAGGCAUUGCAAACCCUUUUCUCUGUUCUUCUCACCACCAUAGCUCCUUUAACUCCUUUCAUGAGCGAGUUUCUCUACCAAGCCCUUAAAAAGGGUUUACCUUCCUCUCAUCAUUUAUAUGCUGAGAGCGUUCAUUUUGUUUUGCUGCCGCCGCCUAAAGACGAACUGAGAGAUGAAAGAGUUGAAGAAAAAAUGAAGCGCAUGCAAAGCGUGAUAAUAAUGGGUCGGACGCUGAGAGAAAGAAGAAAAGUGCCGCUGAAGACUCCUGUCUCGUUGCUUCGCUGUCUCGUCUCCAAUGAACAGCACUCCACAGACCUGCAGGAGACAGAAAAUUAUAUUAGAGAGGAAUUGAACGCGUGCGAGAUGGAGGUCUCAGUUGACAAGUCAGAGGCCCCGUUGUCUCUAACUCUGAAUUUUAAGGCUCUGGGGCCCCGUGUAGGAAAGGCGCUGCAGCAGCUGCAAGCAGCAGCAAAGUGCUGCUCUCAAGAGCAGCUUAGAAGGUUUGAAAAAGAAGGACAGAUUGAAGUAGCAGGAAUGAUACUGUCUGCUGAUGAUGCGUUCAUACAAAGAGAAACGCCAAAGGUCGAUAACCCAAACCUCGCUGUACACUGCGACAGAUCUGCUGUUGUUAUAAUGGACUUCACCGAAGACCCCGCGUUGCAGCGCAAGGCCGUAGCGAGGGAGAUCGCUAAUCGUGUGCAGAAGCUGAGAAAACAGCUGCAGCUGCAGCAGCAUGACGAGGUUUUGAUGUUUGCUUCAUCCACUGACGCUUCUUUAUCUGUUGUUUUGCAAGAAGAAGCAGAGUAUAUUGCAAAUUGUUUAAGAAGACCUUUAAGGAAAUGGCCGGGAGAUAAACACGUAGAAGAUAGCGAAAUUAUGCAUCAAGACACAUACACCGUAGCGGGUUCUCCUCUUACUCUUACUUUUGUUAAGAAUUGA